UCACUGUUGCCCCUGUCUUUCGCCAUGUUCUCCCGUUAAACUCCUCUCCAUUUUCAAAAGUUCUGAUUUUGGGACAUAUUCAUUACUCUCUAUUUGUACAUUAAAAACAAAAUCAGGAUGACAAACGUGUCCUAUCACAUCUCCAACCUGCUGGAGAAAAUGACAUCUACUGACAAAGAUUUUAGGUUCAUGGCCACCAAUGAUUUGAUGAUGGAGCUGCAGAAGGACUCCAUCAAGCUGGACGAGGACAGUGAGAAGAAGGUGGUAGCCAUGCUACUGAAGCUGUUGGAGGAUAAGAACGGAGAGGUGCAGAAUCUGGCUGUAAAAUGUUUGGGUCCACUUGUGAGCAAAGUGAAGGAGUAUCAGGUAGAGACAAUGGUGGACACGCUGUGCACCAACAUGAUGUCUGACAAAGAACAACUCAGAGACAUCUCCAGCAUGGGGCUGAAGACUGUUAUCGCUGAGCUCCCCCCAUCCUCCACAGGCUUGAGUCUUACCGCAAACGUCUGCAAAAAGAUCACGUCUCAGCUGAUUGGGGCCAUGGGGAAGCAGGACGACGUGUCUGUGCAGUUGGAGGCCCUGGACAUUCUGUCUGACAUGCUGGGCAGGUUAAGCAGCACUCUGGUCAGCUUCCACCCCUCCAUCCUGAGCAGCCUGCUCCCCCAGCUGAUGAGUCAGCGCCUGGCAGUGAGGAAGCGGGCCAUCAUCGCCCUGGGCCACCUAGUGCCCAGCUGCAGCACCGCCCUCUUCACCGAGCUGACAGAGCAUCUGCUGUCCGAGCUGUCCCGUAGCCAGCCCACCUCUGCCACCCGCACCUACAUCCAAUGCCUGGCCACAGUCAGCAGGCAGGGAGGGCACAGAGUGGGUGAGCACCUGGAGAAGAUCAUCCCAAUGGUGGUGAAGUUCUGCAACGUGGAGGACGAUGAGCUGAGGGAGUACUGCUUUCAGGCCUUUGAGGCAUUUGUCCGAAGGUGUCCCAAGGAGAUGUCACCUCACAUACCCACGGUCAUCAAACUGUGCCUGAAGUACAUCACCUACGACCCCAAUUAUAACUACGAUGCUGAUGACGACCAGGACGAUUCCAUGGACACUGAGAAUGGAGAGGAUGAGGAUCAAGAGUCAGACGAUGAAUACAGCGAUGAUGAUGACAUGAGCUGGAAGGUGCGCCGCUCCUCUGUGAAGUGUCUAGAAGCCGUGAUCAGCACUCGGAGGGAUCUGCUGGUGGAACUCUAUGGGUCUGUGUCCCCAAAUCUGGUUGCUCGAUUCAAGGAGCGUGAGGAGAACGUCAAGACUGACAUCUUCUUGGCUUUCAUCGCCCUCCUUAAGCAGACUCGGCUCCCGCAAGGGUGUCUGACGGUCAGCGAUGCAGGAACCAAGGAGGACCCCUCACUCGCCCUACUCAAGAAGCAGGUUCCCAGCAUUGUGAAGGCGUUACACAAACAGCUGAAAGAGAAAAGCAUGAAGUCAAGGCAGGGCUGCUUCAGCCUCCUCGCAGAACUUGCAAAUGUACUGCCAGGAGCCCUGGGGGAACACAUACCUGCUCUCAUCCCUGGUAUUGUAUAUUCUCUCACAGACAAGUCAACCUCCUCCAACAUGAAGAUUGACGCUCUGUCCUUUCUCCACGUUCUGCUGUGCAAUCACUCUCCAGCGGUCUUCCACCCCCACAUCAAGGUCAUUCUGCCCCCAGUGGUGGCAUGUAUUGAAGACCCCUUCUACAAAAUCACUUCUGAGGCACUCCUGGUAACUCAGCAGAUCGUGAAGAUCAUGCGACCUCUAGAGAGCCCUACCCCCUCCACCUUCGAUGCUAAACCCUAUGUAAAGGACCUCUUUACUGGCACCCUAAAGAGGCUCAAAGCCGCAGACAUCGACCAGGAGGUGAAGGAGAGAGCCAUAUCCUGCAUGGGUUACAUAGUCUGUCAUCUAGGAGACCAGCUGGGUGGAGACCUGCAACCCACUCUGCAGAUCUUCCUGGAGAGGCUUAAGAACGAGAUCACCAGGCUGACCACGGUGAAGACCCUGACCCUAGUAGCCGCCUCUCCCCUCAAAAUUGACCUGAGGCCGGUCCUCACUGAGGGCGUUCCGAUCUUGGGCUCCUUCUUACGGAAGAACCAGCGCGCACUAAAGCUGAGCACUCUGACCACCCUGAAUGUGGUGGUGAAGAACUACAGCGACAGCCUCAAGCCCCCAAUGAUAGAGUCGGUGCUGAACGAGCUUCCCUCCCUGAUCAGCGAGAGUGACAUGCAUGUGUCCCAGAUGGCCCUUACAUUGCUUACCUGCAUGGCCAAGGUCUGCCCUUCCUCUCUGUCCAAGAUCGGUGCCUCUAUUCUGCCAGAGGUGUUCACUUUGAUCCAUUCUCCGCUCCUGCAGGGAGGGGCCCUUGGUGCUAUCCUGGAGUUCCUCCAAGCACUUGUGGUGACUAAAGCCAGCAACAUGGGCUUCAAUGAACUCUUGAAAGCUCUUACGGGUCCCUUUUAUGGGUCACAGAAGUCCACAGAAUCCCUGCCUGUGCACAGGCAGUCCUACUACUCGGUAGCUAAAUGUGUGGCUGCUCUUUCCUCUGCGUGCCCUAAGGAAGCUUCGGGAAUGGUGACAAACUUCAUCCAGGAAGUAAAGAGUGCCAAGUCAUCAGAUUCGGCGAGGAUCCUGUCCUUCCUCUGCCUGGGGGAGGUGGGCCGCUCGACAAACCUGGGUGGGCAGAAGGAGCUGAAGACCGUCAUCCUGGAAGCCUUUUCCUCCCCUAAUGAGGAGAUAAAGUCAGCCGCCUCUUGUGCCCUGGGCAACAUCUGCGUGGGGAACCUGGAGGAAUACCUUCCCUUCAUGCUGAAAGAGAUUGGCAGCCAGCCCAAGAGGCAAUACCUGUUGCUGCACUCCCUGAAGGAGGUGAUUAGUGCCUCCUCAGCUGAGAGUCUGAAACCCCAUGUGGAGGAGAUCUGGGCCCUGCUCUUCAAGCACUGCGAGUGUGCCGAGGAGGGCACCCGUAACGUGGUGGCUGAGUGCCUGGGAAAGCUAACCCUGGUCAACCCCUCACAGCUCCUGCCCCGGCUCAAAAAGCAGCUGUCCUCAGGAUCCCCUCAUGCCCGUAGCACUGUAGUCACAGCCAUUAAGUUCACCAUUGUCGAUCAGCCUCAGCCCAUAGAUGCACUCCUCAAAGGCUGCAUAGGUGAUUUCCUGAAGACACUGCAGGACCCAGACCUGAACGUUCGCCGUGUUGCCUUGGUGAUGUUCAACUCGGCUGCCCACAACAAGCCAGUGCUGAUCCGCGGCUUACUGGGCUCUGUGCUCCCCCACCUCUACACUGAAACCCAGAUUAGGAAAGAGCUCAUCCGGGAGGUGGAGAUGGGCCCCUUCAAACACACUGUGGAUGAUGGACUGGAUGUGCGGAAGGCAGCGUUUGAGUGCAUGUACACCCUGCUAGACAGCUGCCUAGAUUGCCUGGACAUCUUCGAGUACCUCAACCAUGUGGAAGAGGGGCUGAAGGAUCAUUAUGACAUUAGGAUGCUGACCUUUAUAAUGCUAGCCAGACUCUCCACUCUGAGUCCCAGCGCUGUCGUGCAGAGACUGGACCGACUGGUGGAGCCACUAAAAGCCACAUGCACCACUAAGGUGAAGGCCGGGUCUGUGAAACAGGAGUUUGAGAAGCAAGAGGAGCUGCGGCGCUCCGCCAUGAGGGCUGUCGCAGCGCUGCUCUCCAUCAGCGAGGUGGAGAAGAGCCCUGCCAUGGCCGACUUCGCCAGCCAGAUCCGCUCCAAUGCCGAGAUGGCCUCCAUCUUUGAGAGCAUUCAGAGGGACGCUACCUCCACCUCCAGCCUGACAGACACUAUGGACACCAGCUAGACACUACAGUGU
Megalops cyprinoides (Indo-Pacific tarpon) is the source of this 3846-nucleotide messenger RNA. It is a transcript of the gene cand2, whose product is annotated as cullin-associated and neddylation-dissociated 2 (putative). The coding region runs from base 118 to 3834 and encodes 1238 amino acids. The transcript is spliced from 15 exons. The record is from RefSeq and is a predicted model, not a curated record. Lineage: Eukaryota; Metazoa; Chordata; Actinopteri; Elopiformes; Megalopidae. Gene Ontology annotation, cellular component: nucleus. Gene Ontology annotation, biological process: SCF complex assembly; protein ubiquitination.